This is a messenger RNA of Ostertagia ostertagi, 477 nucleotides long. Lineage: Eukaryota; Metazoa; Nematoda; Chromadorea; Rhabditida; Trichostrongylidae. The record is from the annotation of a GenBank genome assembly.
AUGUUCAACGAGAAGAUCUUUUCUUUUCUAUAUUACUGGUUUAUUUUGGUUGGAAUAUUGACCCACGAUCGACGCUUCAAUCCGGUAGCCUAUUCCACACGAUUCAACUCGCAAAAAAUACAAUUUGUUCGAAAAUUCAUCAAAUCAACUGCUGACGAGGAAGAAAUGAUGGACGACUUUUGUGUGUAUCAAGUGAAUUCUGACAUGAUCGUGAUAUUGAACAUGAUCGGAGCGCACGCCAAUGACGUCAUCUCUUGUGAAGUCCUUCAACAAAUGUGGAAAAAUUACAAAGAUGCAAUCCUGGAAAGCUAUAUGGCCAACGACACAUCUCCGAAGAAGAACGAGUCCAAUCAAAAUUCCCCACCAAAUCUAUUUUCUUCGCAGGAAACGAACCGAGCAAGCGAGAUCGUCAUGAUCUUCACUUUUCCGGAGAAACAGAUGGAUGUAGAAGAGUCAAGACCUCUAGUGUUUGCAUAG